GCCUCCUCCCCGUCCGCCUUCUCCGCGCCCUCCUCUCGCAGCCACCGCCUCCGCCGGACGGAGGAGCCGGGAGUCCGCGGCGCCGGCUCGGGGCUGCGGGAUGGGGAGUUAGCGCCACGGCGGCGGCAGUGGCCGCGGAGCAACCGGCCGCCGCCCCCGGGCCCGUCCCGCCGGGGACGCCGGGCGCGGCCAGCCAGCCCCGGAGCCAGGCCCGCGGGCGGCGGCGGCGGCGGCGGCGGAGCUGGGCAGGUGGAUGCGGCUGGAAGAUGGCGCCCUCGGGCCCGGGCAGCGUCAGGCGGCGGUGCCGGCGGGUGCUGUACUGGAUCCCCGUGGUGUUCAUCAGCCUCCUGCUCGGCUGGUCCUACUACGCCUACGCCAUCCAGCUGUGCAUAGUGUCCAUGGAAAAUAUUGGAGAACAAGUUGUGUGCCUGAUUGCUUAUCAUCUACUUUUUGCAAUGUUUGUCUGGUCGUAUUGGAAAACUAUCUUUACAUUACCAAUGAAUCCUUCAAAAGAAUUCCAUCUCUCUUAUGCAGAAAAAGAAUUGCUAGAGAGAGAGCCAAGAGGAGAAGCCCAUCAGGAAGUUCUUAGGCGAGCAGCCAGAGACCUUCCCAUCUACACCAGGACCAUGUCUGGAGCAAUCCGCUAUUGUGACAGAUGCCAACUUAUAAAACCAGACCGCUGCCAUCACUGUUCCGUCUGUGAUAAAUGCAUUUUGAAGAUGGACCAUCAUUGCCCAUGGGUGAACAAUUGUGUUGGAUUUUCAAAUUAUAAAUUUUUCCUCCUUUUCUUGGCUUAUUCUCUGCUGUACUGCCUUUUUAUUGCUGCUACAGAUUUACAGUAUUUUAUCAAAUUUUGGACCAAUGGCCUACCUGAUACUCAAGCCAAGUUCCAUAUUAUGUUUUUAUUCUUUGCUGCAGCGAUGUUUUCUGUCAGCUUGUCUUCUCUGUUUGGCUAUCAUUGUUGGCUAGUCAGCAAAAAUAAAUCUACAUUAGAGGCAUUUAGAAGUCCAGUAUUUCGACAUGGAACAGAUAAGAAUGGAUUCAGCUUGGGUUUCAGUAAAAAUAUGCGACAGGUUUUUGGUGAUGAGAAGAGGUACUGGUUGCUACCCAUUUUUUCAAGUCUAGGUGAUGGCUGCUCCUUUCCAACUUGCCUUGUUAACCAGGACCCUGAACAGCCCUCUACUCCUGCAGGAUUGAAUUCAUCUUCUAAAAAUCCUGAAAACCAUCAAUUUCCUGCAAAGCCAUUGAGAGAGUCCCAGAGCCACCUUCUUACUGAUUCUCAAUCUUGGACGGAGAACAGCACAAACCUGGGAAAAGGUAAAGCUGGUAUGAGCAAUCCUGCACUGACCAUGGAGAAUGAGAAUUAACUCUUCUAACAAAAUUUACUCAUACUUUACGGAAGUAAUCAGUGCUGUCGAUGGAUGGAAGAGGCUUCCUGCAGGAAGGCACCACUAGCCAGCUGUUCCCAUCCCCUGUGGCUGGAUAUGCAGAAUGUGAAUUGACCAUUUCUCUCCGAGCUGUUGCUUAAAACAUAACACAUUUUUACUCCAGUAUACAGAUUGUUUCAACUAACACAAAUUCCUCUUAAACAUUAAAAGUAGUUAUGGUUUAUGAAUCAAGGACAAAAAUAUCUUUUAUCAUAAAAACUUGGAAUAAAUUCAUGGACCAGUUUUCACCCAGAUAUUUGGGGAGCACAACUUACCACAUAAAAAACCCACUGAUCCUCUGAUUUUCUGAUUCAGAAAAUUGAGACUAUUAAGAUAUUGAGAUUUAAAAGAUUUCAUGUAACAUUAUAAUGAUAAGCUUUAUUCGUAAAACCUGUUACCUAUGAGAAGGUGGAGGUAGCAGACGAGACUUGUUUACUCCCUCCGAUGUGAUUCUAGCCUUAGACUGCGUGAACUGUAAAAACCAUGAACUCAUUACAAAUUUCAAGUGGCCUGCAGUUGAAGAUGACCAUCCAUUUUUUUUUUGCCAGACUUUAAUUCUAGCCUUUGUUCCCUGCUGGAAAAGAAGUAUGAUCACUGAAGCUUGAGCUCAACUGGCUGGAAAAUCUUUGUCAGAAUUAAUACAUUUCUGUUACAUUAGAAAUAUAUUUUUCAUCUCUUUUACUUAUCUGAAAAUGGGGGAAGUCUAUAAUAACAAUUAUGAAGAUUGGUUUAUGAUAUUCUUUUGCUGGUUUAGCUUUUAAAAGUCUCUUUUUAGGUUAUUUCUCCUAUUGAACAUAGCAAACAUAUUGAAUUUUUGUUAAGAAUUCCUGAUGGACCAAUGGAUUAAUCCUUCAUUGACAUCUAUAUUAUUUCUUUUUCCUCUCAUCAGAAGUAUGACAGUUAAACUACAUAGGUCCUCAAAUACCUAUUAAGAUUAAAUUAUGCAAAUCAUCAAACAAAAGUCAUAUCCUUUUGGAAAUUUAGUCCAACAUGAACUGAAUGGUGUGCUGUUUGGAAACUGAGUUUAAGAUAAACUACAGUGGUGUGUUUGUUGAUGCCAAAAUGUUCAGCUUCAGUAAAUAUACUAAGAAGCUCUUGUGCCUUCUCUGCACUAUUAAAAAGUCUUAUUCUUUUUUAAUUUGAUGGAAUGCAAGUUUUGUAAAUGUUAGCAAUUAGAAUACGCUGUAUACAUUUUUUUGGUACUGACUUUGAGAAUUUAAAGCAGACUAACUUUAAGACUACACAGCCAAGGAACUGGUAUUUAAACAAAGAGAAAAUGGUAUUAGAGUUUUCAAAAUCUGAAUUAGAUAAAUUCAACACAAAGUAGACUAGAAUUCCAGAGGAUAAUGGAGUAACAGAUCCUUGCAGUUACUCGUCCUUGCUAAAAAUGUGAAAUUUUAUAUUAAAUGACUUUAUGAAAGAA
This is a messenger RNA of Balaenoptera ricei (Rice's whale), 2850 nucleotides long. RefSeq names its product zinc finger DHHC-type palmitoyltransferase 2 (gene ZDHHC2). Gene Ontology annotation, biological process: peptidyl-L-cysteine S-palmitoylation; protein targeting to membrane. Lineage: Eukaryota; Metazoa; Chordata; Mammalia; Artiodactyla; Balaenopteridae. Gene Ontology annotation, cellular component: Golgi apparatus; endoplasmic reticulum. Bases 267 to 1367 code for a protein of 366 amino acids. The record is from RefSeq and is a predicted model, not a curated record. Gene Ontology annotation, molecular function: protein-cysteine S-palmitoyltransferase activity. The transcript is spliced from 13 exons.